Molecule: messenger RNA, 811 nt
Organism: Caenorhabditis angaria
Lineage: Eukaryota; Metazoa; Nematoda; Chromadorea; Rhabditida; Rhabditidae
Source: the annotation of a GenBank genome assembly
AUGCUAUUAUUUUCAAUACUUAUAUCAUCAUUUUGUCUUAUCAAUUUCACAUUCGCAACGAAAUCCGCCUUUUUUGCGGUUUUGGUUCAAAAUCCGACGGUGGUUCAACAAGUUGUGCAAAUUCAACAGAAUUUGACGAAAGUCGAUCCGCAGUUUGUCAAAUUUUUGCAUAACGUUUCGUAUUUGCAUGUGAGGUUGAAUAGUUUUGAGGUGGAGAAUGAGACGAGGUGAUUUCAGCUUCUCCCAAAUUUCCACCUCAAAAAUCUGAAAUUUUCCAGCUUCCAACAGAUCCUUACUGAUCUUCCGAAGGUUCUUUGCAAUGUGAGCACUUCAAUUCCAGUGAUGUUUGCAGGCACAGAAAUCCGACAAAAUCGAACACUUUUUGGAAAAAUGAAUGCGAUGUCAAGUAGUGUUAUAACAACAGUUCACAGUGAGUUUUUCUAAAAUUUCUAGAUUUGGAAGAUCCGAAUAGAGCAAAAUCUCAAAUCUCUCAGCUCAACAUCUGAAAUUAAUUUCAGAAACAAUUCUAACAUAUCUCAACUCUUCCAACAUCACAAGCCUCGACUCACACGAAAUUUUCCACUCAAAAAUGGACAUUGUGGAGCUCGACGAGCAUCGUCACGAUGAUUUGCUCGAAAUCAUGCAAAAACAGACAUUCAGGCUGAGCACUGGAGAUUUUAUCAAAGAGAUUGUGCUAUUCAAUGUAGAGCCGAAGGGAUAUUUUCAUGAGGAAAUUGGGCGAUUUCAAUUGAGUGCUUGUAAAAAUUAUUGGAAAUUUAUGCAAUUGUUGACGAAUCGUAUUUUUGAUUGA